UUUUCCUCAAAUUUUGACUUCCUUUGAAACGCGGCAGCGUUGCUUGUGGCGUAGACAGCCCGGUUUUCUGUGUGUUUACUACUGCUUCAAACCAACCUCAAUCAGUUAGAGCUUUUGAGUCAAUGUGAGGAGUUUUUGAGUGAAAACAAUGGCAAACAAGCUCAAUAAGGAGUUCUACAAUACUGUAUUAGCCCAAGCGUUUAGUCCAUGUGGAACUUUGCUCAUAACUGGAGAUGCUUAUGGGACUCUGUCGGUCUUCAACUUAUCAAAGGUGGUGAACCCUGUGGGGAAUAUAACUAAAGAAGAACUGGUGCCCCGGAACCGAAUAGUGGUGAAAGCCGACUACCAAGUCAACAGCCUUUUAUCCACCCCAAAGCACCUGCUUGUAGGCGGAUAUGGGGAGAUUUACGCCUAUUUAUGGAACAACAUCAAAGGAUCGAAUAGGAACGUGCAAGCGACCUGGUCAAUCGAAAUCCCUUCGGGCCAGAACAGCUUUAAUAAGGCCGAAGUCAAUGCGAUGCUGUUCAAUAAGAACACCGGCACUUUCUAUGCUGGGUGUGGCGACAACAAAGUCUACUGCUUUAAUCUGGAAACCCGAAAGUGUCUCAAAGUGCUCAGCGGACAUUCGGACUACAUACAUGCCAUUUGCAAAACUGGAGACAAUAAUCUGAUCUCAUGUGGAGAAGAUGGGCUGGUAAACAUUUGGGACUUGAGAACCAACAAGGUAACCGAUAAACUAGAGCCCCAUUUGAAUGGCAAAGUUGCUAGAAAUGAGCUGGGAAAAUGGUUAGGAGCUGUUGAUUGUAAUGAGGACUACAUUGUGUGCGGCGGUGGGCCCCGUUUGACUUUAUAUCACUAUCGUUUCUUGACGAAUUCCACGAUUUUUCCCAUUGAUGAUCAAGGCAUUCACGUAGCCGAAAUUUACGACGACAAAGUACUGGCCGGAGGCAAGUCCAAACUGUUCUACCAAGCCAGCUUUAAUGGCGACAUUAUAACGGAAAUUCCUACCAGUGCAGUCACCACUUACAGUGUGGUUAAACAUGAGGAACCUUUCAGGAUAAUGUGCAUAGCCGGGUCGAGCCCCAAGAUAGAUGUUUCGCUCAAUUUCAUGUACAAGGACCAGCAGCUCUCGUUGUAUUAAUAGGUAUUUUAUUCGAGUUUACAGGGGCUGAAUCUGGAAAUUUCGCUGGCCAUGCGAUGAAUUUCUCCCGUAGAUAGAGGAUUAAAUACUUUUAUUUUUUU
This is a messenger RNA of Dendroctonus ponderosae (mountain pine beetle), 1242 nucleotides long. It is a transcript of the gene thoc6, whose product is annotated as THO complex subunit 6 homolog. The record is from RefSeq and is a predicted model, not a curated record. NCBI's taxonomy places the organism in Eukaryota, Metazoa, Arthropoda, Insecta, Coleoptera, Curculionidae. Gene Ontology annotation, cellular component: transcription export complex; THO complex. The transcript has 5 exons. The coding region runs from base 149 to 1141 and encodes 330 amino acids. Gene Ontology annotation, molecular function: protein binding. Gene Ontology annotation, biological process: mRNA export from nucleus.